AUGUCGUCAAGGCAAGAACUUUUCCGUGCUGCGGAAGCCGGACGGACAGCCGAGCUGAAGACAAUACUUGCACGAGGACAGGUUGAUGUGAACUCCAGGGAUGGCUCUGAGAAUGGGGAAGGUAGAGCUGCACUUCAUUGGGCCGUAUCUUCGGGGAAGCGUCCUGCUGUGGAGGUGCUACUACAGUCUGGUGCUUCGGUCAAGUCGAGAGAUCAUUCAGGCAAAACGCCACUCAUCUUAGCUGCCCAAACAAAUGGAGCCACUGAGGUAGUAGAAGCCCUUCUCUCUGUCACAGACAUCGAAGUUGAUGCCUCGAAUCAUGUUGGCGUGACGGCACUCAUGGAAGCCGCGAAGCGAGGCUACUUAGACACCGCGAAGCUACUUCUGAAGUCGAAGAAGAUUGACAUCAAUAAUCGAGAUAAUGAAGGCAACACCGCAUUGCUCUGGGCGGCAAGUCGUGUGCAUCCUCAGAUGAUCUGGCUACUUCUGCAGUAUGGCGCAUUCCGCGGCUUCAAGAACAAGUAUGGCCAAACUGCUCAAGAUUUUGGCCUACCUGAAAUCGCAGGCAAAGGAGUCUUCAAUGAAAUGCCCGAGUGCCCUGAAGAUCCAACGUUGUCGGAAACAGUUGAGCGAGACUCUGCGGCCCCUCAAGACUCGUUGAAGAGCAAUAUGAUGCAUGUUCUGACGGGAUUGCAGUGGAGACGUGUGCUUGGUCCUCGUAUCCCUAUCCUAGAAACAGAGAUAAUCAAGGCCACCGGAUUUUCUUUUCUGCCCAAAGAUCAUCUUUCCAAGGGCCAAAUGGAGGAAGACGUCACAUCAGCGCUCCGGUUGGCGAAGGAGAUGACCGAAAACGACUUUGACGAGGAGCAGUGCAUGUGGAUCCAUGUUCCGAGCAACAAUGUACGUGCUUCUGAGUUACAGAAAUCAUUGUCCUAUGGCUAA
Molecule: messenger RNA, 942 nt
Organism: Exophiala bonariae
Lineage: Eukaryota; Fungi; Ascomycota; Eurotiomycetes; Chaetothyriales; Herpotrichiellaceae
Exons: 1
Coding region: 1-942 (313 amino acids)
Molecular function (GO): protein binding
Source: RefSeq, a predicted model, not a curated record